Molecule: messenger RNA, 2571 nt
Organism: Elephantulus edwardii (Cape elephant shrew)
Lineage: Eukaryota; Metazoa; Chordata; Mammalia; Macroscelidea; Macroscelididae
Gene: TTLL6
Product: tubulin tyrosine ligase-like family, member 6
Exons: 15
Biological process (GO): microtubule cytoskeleton organization; protein polyglutamylation
Cellular component (GO): cilium
Molecular function (GO): tubulin binding; tubulin-glutamic acid ligase activity
Source: RefSeq, a predicted model, not a curated record
CCCAGAGCCUCCUCCCAGGCUGGGGAGAUGCUGCCUUGUGAGACUAUGGAAAGCGAGGAGAGGGCAGAUUCAGAAGAGAGAGAGGACAGUUCUGUAGAAGAUCCAGGAGAAAUCAUCACUCUGGCUUUUGUGAAAGAGGACACUGAGGUACAGAAGGGGCUUCAGAAUGACCAUCAAGAAGGCAAGAAAAAGAAGAAGAAAAAGAGAUGAUUGGUGAUCAAUCUCUCCAACUGCCGAUAUGAGAGCGUGCGCAGAGCUGCCCAGCAAUAUGGCCUUCGAGAGGGAGGGGAAAAUGAUGACUGGACUCUCUACUGGACAGACUUCUCGGUGUCACUGGAGCGGGUGAUGGAAAUGAAAAGUUACCAGAAAAUCAACCACUUCCCUGGGAUGAGUGAAAUCUGCCGCAAGGACUUGCUGGCCAGAAAUAUGAGUCGCAUGUUAAAGAUGUUCCCCAAAGAGUUUCACUUUUUCCCCAGGACCUGGUGUCUUCCUGCUGAUUGGGGAGAUUUGCAGAACUACAGCAGGUCAAGAAAAAAUAAGACAUAUAUUUGUAAGCCAGAUUCAGGCUGUCAAGGGAGAGGUAUAUUCAUCACGCGGAAAGUGAGAGAAAUCAAGCCAGGGGAGGAUAUGAUCUGUCAGCUCUAUAUUUCAAAGCCCUUUAUCAUCGAUGGGUUCAAAUUUGACCUCCGAAUUUAUGUGCUAUUGACAUCCUGUGACCCUCUCAGGAUUUUUGUGUACAACGAAGGCCUGGCCCGCUUUGCAACAACGUCUUACUCCUACCCGUCCACAGGCAACUUGGAUGAUAUCUGCAUGCACCUGACUAAUUAUUCCAUUAAUAAGCACAGUUCAAAUUUCAUUCAAGAUUCUCACUGUGGCAGCAAGAGGAAACUCUCCACCUUCAACGUCCACAUGGAGACUCACGGCUACAACGUGCAACAGAUAUGGAGGGACAUUGAGGACGUCAUCAUCAAGACGAUCAUCUCAGCCCAUGCAAUCAUCAAGCACAACUACCACACUUGCUUUCCCAACCACACCCUCAACAGUGCCUGCUUUGAAAUCCUCGGCUUCGAUAUUUUGUUGGACCACAAGCUCAAACCCUGGCUGCUGGAGGUCAACCACUCUCCAAGUUUUUCCACCGACUCCUGGUUGGAUAAAGAGGUGAAGGACAGUCUGCUGUACGACACCUUGGUUCUGAUCAACCUGGGAACCUGUGACAAAAAGAAAGUCUUGGAGGAGGAGAGACAGCGGGGGCGGUUCCUGCAACAAUGUCGUUCCCGGGAGAUCAGGAUUGAGGAAGUCAAGGGUUUCCAGGCUGUUUGGUUAGCUAAAACUGAAAAGUAUGAGAAGGAAAACCAUGGAGGAUUUAGACUGAUUUAUCCCACUCUGAAUUCGGAGAAGUAUGAGAAAUUCUUUCAGAACAACAACUCCCUCUUCCAGAAUACUGUUGCUUCCAGGGCUCGAGAGCUAUACACCCGGCAGCUGAUCCAGGAGCUGAGACUAAAGCAAGAGAACAAACCCUUACGACCAAAAGAGAAGAAAACAGAGAUGCAGGGGGAGUCAGCUGGCGAACAAGUUCGGGACAAGCCCAUGAGGAAGUUGCGGCAGAAACAGCAGCAGCAGCAGCAGCAGCAGCAACAGCAGCUCAAAGACACUGCCUGCCCCCCUAAACAACCAUUGGCAUUAAUGUCCUGCACACCUGACUUGCUCUUGAGUGCCAACGAUGCAAAGGAAAAUGAGACAGACCGCAGCCUCAAGCAGGAGGCGCCAAAGCCGGAGGCUGACCCUGCUCUCCCGAAGCCUGUACUGUCUGCGAGGCAGUGCAUCUCUGUACCCAACUUAAACACUCCAAGCCUCAGUGACCUCAGCAUGGCGCUCUGUGCACCUCUCCUCAGGAUCCACGGGACCAAGUCCGCCUCUGCAGUGAGCAUAUUCACUGGCACUAUGCACUUAACCUUAAUAGAAACCUCUUCAUUACCCACCCGCCAGGUCUCAACCUCUCCAGAGACUUUGCCAAAUAUGAUCCUGACAGCCAAUUCUGAGCGCAUGAGCCCAGAGAUGAACAGGAUGGUCUCUUUUCAAUUCAAGAGGCAGCAGAUCCCCCAGGAAAAAGUACCCAAACCUUCUCUGCCUAUAAAACCCCAAGGCUUCUGGGGACACGCAAACUCAAACUGGGCUUUGGAAAAGAAUAACAUGAGGGAACAGCAUCUGAUGUCAAAUCUCUUCAACAAAUUUCCACUGAGAAAGGACUUCUCCUGGUUCCCAGCUCACUGCAAACCAAAGGUGGUUCUGCGUAACCAUCCAAAAAAUCCUUUCGUGCACCAGGAGUCUCACUCUCAAAGUCAAAGCUCUGGUGAGAAGAGGCAGCUGGACAUGCCCUCCCUCCUCCUCAUGCAGAGUGGUCCCCAAAAUGACAUUGCUCUGAAUGACCUGCUGGUUAUUGCCACUCCAGCCCGACUGGAUCCAAGGCCUGCUAGAAGCCAUACAGGUGCCAUGAGGAACCGAUGUGUAUCAGCUAAGGAAUCAUACAGACACUCACUGAUCUCUGGCCAGAAAGGGUGUGCAAGAAACUAG